GUGAGGAUGGAUGUUUCACCUGAAACAAAACUUUACAAGCAGUCAACAUGUAGUUACAAAAGCUUUGCUGGUUUGUCUCAAUCGGCCGAUGGCUCAUCACCCUGUGACUUCACAUGUGACUUGAAUGAAAAACAUGAUCUCAGCCAUCCCCCGAAAGAGAUCCCUCUUAGAGAGAUGGCCUCUGGUAGCCCAAAUUGGUUUGACCAGAGCCUGUCCAAACCCAAAGAGACAGACAAAGACUGCUCCAGUCAGGACAGCCUCAUGCCUCUGUAUGCUGCAUCUAUCAUCUUUGCCAUUGGAGUGACCCUUGCUUUGAUCCUGCAUAUUUAUCUGGGGGAAAGUUUGGUGUUUGUUAAAGGUGUGUUGGUGUCGGAUCAUGAGCGCUGCACUUCACUCGGUCAACAAGUCCUUCACAAUCAUGGAUCAAGUGUGGAUGCAGCUAUUGCUGCCGCCCUGUGUUUGGGUGUUGUGCAUCCACAUGUGUCAGGUAUUGGUGGAGGUGGGGUGAUGCUGGUUCAUGACAUCCACAAGAAUGAAACCAGGGUGAUAAAUUUUCAGGGAACUGCACCUAAAACACUUAAAGAGCAGAUGCUGCAAAAUGUUUUACAACCUGAGGCAGGUCUACAAGUAGCAGUGCCAGGUAUGCUCAGAGGGUUACAUCAUGCUCACUGCUUGUAUGGGAGCCUGUCAUGGGAGGAUGUGGCCACCAGAGCUGCUGCUGUUGCUAAAGAAGGUUUCAGUGUGUCUUUCGGUCUUGCUGAUGCCAUAUCAAAGGUGAAAGGUGAGCAGCUACCAAAACGCUUCAGGGCCAUGUUCUUCCCAGGCGGCCGAGCUCUGCGUCCUGGUUCAUUUCUGAGGAUGCCCAGUCUGGCAGGAGUCCUUGAGGCUGGUGUGUCAAAUUUUUAUGAUGGGAACUUUUCACAAGAAAUAGUGGAUGAGGUGCGAACAAAUGGAGGGGUCUUGAGCCGAGAGGACAUCUGUAACUACACUGUAGAGGCUGAGCAACCAGUUGAAGGCCUCUAUGAUGAGUUUAUAAUUAAAGUUCCUCCUCCCCCAUCUGCUGGUGUAUCAGUGAUAUCAGCUCUCAAUUUGUUAGAGAACAAUAACACGGAAAAUCAAACAUACCAUUGGAUUGUUAAGAGUCAUGCUGAAGUGCUUCGUCAGAGGACCAGUUACUCCCAUAAAACUCCACCCAUGCAGCACUCCCUCCAGCCUGAGCUGCAGGCUGGACAAGUAGUAGUCAUGGGGCCGGAUGACCUCAUGGUGUCAGUGGCCAGUUCCUUGAGCAGGCCUUUCGGGAGCAGACUCAUAACUCGGUCAGGUGUUAUUCUCAACAGCCUCGUCCUUGACCUCUCCUCGCCGAAUAAAACCAGAGGGCAAAGCAAUCAGGCAGAAGAGAGGCCCCUGUCACCUCUCAGUCCCACAUUGGUGGUGCCAGCCUGGCAUAAAUGUGGGAUCUACAUGGCAUUGAGCAGCUCAGGUGCACACAAGAGUUUCAGUACAAUCACCCAGGUGUUGAUCAGAGCCCUGUCCAACCAUAAAGAGAAAAAUGACAGCCUUUCCCUGAGAAGACUCCAUCCACCAAGCGGACUUCUCAUUGACUCUGAGUUUCCAGAAGAGAGUGAGCAGCUUAUGCAUCAAAAGGGCCACGUAGUUCAAAGAGUGAAGACAAACUCUGUUGUCCAUGGGAUCGUGAGGAUCAAAGAUACCAUUAACACCAUAACACUACCUUAA
Messenger RNA from Toxotes jaculatrix (banded archerfish), 1734 nucleotides. RefSeq names its product glutathione hydrolase 7-like. Gene Ontology annotation, cellular component: plasma membrane. NCBI's taxonomy places the organism in Eukaryota, Metazoa, Chordata, Actinopteri, Toxotidae. The record is from RefSeq and is a predicted model, not a curated record. Gene Ontology annotation, biological process: glutathione catabolic process. Gene Ontology annotation, molecular function: glutathione gamma-glutamate hydrolase. The transcript has 14 exons. Bases 7 to 1734 code for a protein of 575 amino acids.